This is a messenger RNA of Lepus europaeus (European hare), 483 nucleotides long. It is a transcript of the gene CPLX4, whose product is annotated as complexin 4. Gene Ontology annotation, molecular function: syntaxin binding. The coding region runs from base 1 to 483 and encodes 160 amino acids. The record is from RefSeq and is a predicted model, not a curated record. The transcript has 3 exons. Gene Ontology annotation, cellular component: SNARE complex; terminal bouton. Gene Ontology annotation, biological process: neurotransmitter transport; synaptic vesicle exocytosis; regulation of neurotransmitter secretion. Lineage: Eukaryota; Metazoa; Chordata; Mammalia; Lagomorpha; Leporidae.
AUGGCUUUCUUCAUGAAAAGUAUGAUCAGUAACCAGGUAAAGAACCUGGGAUUUGGAGGGGGUUCGGAAGAGAAGAAAGAAGAAGGAGGCGCGUCCGAGCCUGCUGCAGCUCACGGGAUGACGAGAGAGGAGUACGAAGAGUACCAAAAGCAAAUGAUCGAGGAGAAGAUGGAAAGAGAUGCUGCAUUUACGCAGAAAAAGGCGGAGAGGGCGUGCCUCCGAGUGCAUCUCAGGGAGAAGUACAGGCUCCCGAAGAGUGAAAUGGAUGAGAAUCAAAUCCAGAUAGCUGGAGAUGACGUGGAUUUGCCCGAAGACCUCCGGAAGAUGGUAGAUGAGGACCAGGAAGAGGAGGAGGAUAAGGAUUCCAUUCUGGGGCACUUACAGAAUCUGCAGAACAUGGACUUGGAUGCCAUCAAGGAGAAGGCCCAGGCCACCUUCACGGAAAUCAAGCAGUCCGCCGAACAGAAGUGCUGUGUGAUGUGA